AUGCAAGGUGCAAGGUUUGUGGAGACAAAUUUGGUAUAGAAAAUGUUGAGAAAUCAGAACUAUGAUUUCCACAAAAAGAAGUUAGAUGAAAUCUAGACGGACAAAAAGGGAAGAUUUGCAUUUAAGGAUCUGCCCGUCCUGAGUAAAACGCAACAGAUCAAGGCAUAAUCUUCUAGGUUUUAGAAAUCGGAAUAAAGAAAAAGAAUUGAUGAAUAGAAUUAAUAUCUGAGUUCUCAUAUAAUUGAAAUAUAGGAGGGUAAGAACUCUUAAUUCAGAUCGAUAUGGACAGUGUAGAACUUAAGAGAGAAAGCAUAUGCUGACACUUCUCAAUGGUGUGAGAAUGCCUUGGGUAAAAGACUUCAUUCCCCUUUGAGGAGGAAACAGUAGCAGAAGAUUGAUGAAGAAAACCAGGAACUACAGAAAAGACUUGAAUUAACCAAACAAAUCUUAUUAGAAAAGUAACAGGAACAAAUCUCUAAAUACGAAAAGCUUCGUGAUCACAUGACUCGUAUAAAAUCUAAGGGACCUAAUUCUCCCAUGAUGAAUACUCACUUUCCAUCAGUAAAGAGCAAAAGCACUACUCAUUUGAUAAACAAGCCAUUCUAAUCUGAUUCACUGAUACAAAAUAGCAAAAUGAAUGACUUGUUAAAGUCAGAAAUCAAUAUCAGCAAAAUAUCCAAAAUAGAAUGA
Paramecium tetraurelia is the source of this 690-nucleotide messenger RNA. RefSeq lists its product as uncharacterized. The record is from RefSeq and is a predicted model, not a curated record. Lineage: Eukaryota; Ciliophora; Oligohymenophorea; Peniculida; Parameciidae. The transcript is spliced from 4 exons.